Molecule: messenger RNA, 1965 nt
Organism: Lasiodiplodia theobromae
Lineage: Eukaryota; Fungi; Ascomycota; Dothideomycetes; Botryosphaeriales; Botryosphaeriaceae
Product: Nucleolar GTP-binding protein
Exons: 4
Coding region: 1-1965 (654 amino acids)
Biological process (GO): ribosomal large subunit biogenesis
Cellular component (GO): nucleolus
Molecular function (GO): RNA binding; GTPase activity; GTP binding
Source: RefSeq, a predicted model, not a curated record
AUGAAGACCACGUGGAAGGACAUCGCCCCGGUGCCUACGUCCCAGGAAUUCCUGGACAUUGUCCUCAGCCGCACCCAGAGGCGUCUUCCCACCCAAAUCCGCGCUGGGUUCAAAAUCUCUCGUAUUAGAGCUUUCUACACGCGCAAAGUCAAGUACACGGCCGAGACCUUCACCGAAAAGAUCCAGGCCAUUCUCGAGGGUUUCCCCAAGCUUCAGGACAUCCACCCCUUCCACAAGGAUCUCCUCAACACGCUCUACGAUGCCGACCACUUCCGUAUCGCCUUGGGUCAGCUCUCGACCGCGAAACACCUGAUUGAGACUGUGGCGAGGGACUACGUGCGUCUGCUGAAGUAUGGCCAGUCGCUCUUCCAGUGCAAGCAGCUCAAGCGCGCUGCGCUGGGUCGCAUGGCCACCAUUUGCAAGCGCCUGAAGGAUCCGCUUCAGUACCUCGAGCAGGUGCGCCAGCAUUUGGGCCGUCUGCCUUCGAUCGACCCCAACACCAGGACUCUGGUCAUCUGCGGUUACCCCAACGUUGGAAAGUCGAGCUUCUUGAGGAACAUCUCUCGUGCGGAUGUGGAUGUUCAGCCCUACGCUUUCACCACCAAGAGCUUGUUUGUCGGUCACUUCGACCACAAGAUGUUGCGAUUCCAAGCCAUUGAUACCCCCGGUAUCCUCGACCACCCUCUCGAGGAGAUGAACACGAUCGAAAUGCAGAGUAUUACCGCCAUUGCUCACCUUCGCUCUGCCAUUCUGUACUUUAUGGAUCUCAGUGAGCAGUGCGGCUACAGCGUUUCCGCACAGAUCCAGCUUUUCCACAGCAUCAAGCCCUUGUUCAACAACAAGUUGGUUUUCGUCGUCAUCAACAAGACCGAUCUUAUGAAGCCUGAGGACCUGGACGCGGAGACACAAGAGAGCCUCCAGGGCAUGCUCAAGUCCGGGGAGGUGGAGUUGUUGCAGCUUUCCUGCAACACCACCGAAAACGUCAUGGCCGUCCGUGGUGCAGUCUGUGACAGACUUUUGGCACAGCGUAAUGCUGAGAAGCUGAAGGCUGGCACAAACGCUUCCGGCGAGAUCACUGGCCGUCUUGGAGAGGUUUUGAAGAGGAUUCACGUUGCCGUGCCUAUGGACGGCAUUACGCGUGAGGCUUUCAUCCCGGAAGCUGUUAAGAACAAGAUGAAGUAUGACCCGAACGACCCCAACCGCAAGAAGCUGCAGCGCGAAAUCGAGGAGGAGAAUGGCGGCGCCGGUGUAUACAAUAUCAACCUCAAGGAGAACUACCUGCUGGAGAACGAUGACUGGAAGAACGACAAGAUUCCCGAGGUUUUCAACGGAAGGAACGUUUACGACUUCAUCGACCCCGAUAUCGAGGCCAAACUCGCUGCGCUCGAGGCUGAGGAGGAGCAGAUGGAGGCCGACGGUCGCUACCAAAGCGACUCUGAUGUUGAGGAUGCUGAGGAGGCCGACGUCCGCUACAAGGCCGGUAUUAUCCGUGAGAAGCAGGCGAUGCUCAAGAACGAGUCCCAGAUGAAGAAGAGCCUGAAGAACCGCGCUCAGAUUCCUCGCACUGCGAAGGCCAAGAAGCUGUCACAAAUGGAAUCCCACCUGGAGAGCCUGGGUCACGAUACCAGCUCUCUUGCUCACCGUGCACGCUCACAAUCUCGUGGCAGGAGUCUCGCCCGUGGCCGUUCUGAGGGCGCAGACGGCGAUGCUAUGGACAUCGACAAGCCGCAGCCCAGCGCCAUCGAGCGCGCGAAGAGCCGCGCGCGCAGCCAGAGCACCAACCGUCGUGAUGACGGUGUCACGAAUGAGGCUGCACGCUCGAAGGCGGAGCGGAUGGCUAAGCUGUCGCAGAAGAAGAUGAACCGCAUGGCCAGACAGGGUGAAGCCGACAGGCACACAACCGCGUCUCUCAACAAGCAUUUGCUUGCUGGCAAGAGAGGAAUGGGCAGCACGAGGAGUCGUUAA